AUGGGAAAAGACUAUUACACUACUUUGCAGAUUAACCGAAAUGCAACUGACUUGGACAUUAAACAGUCGUAUCGUCGACUAGCACUGAAAUAUCAUCCUCAGAACAACUGCCAGCCAGGUGCUUCUGAAAUAUUCAACCAACUUGGAGAAGCCUACGAUGUUCUGGGUGACCCUCGGAAAAAGGCCACGUAUGAUAAGUUUGGAGAGGAAGGCCUAAGACAUGGAAUACCUCCAGAGUCAGUGGUAAGUGGCGCAUGGUCAUCGGGAUACACCUACCAUAAAAAUCCUGAGGAAACAUUCAGACAGUUCUUUGGCGGAAAUAAUCCUUUCGCUGAUUUUCAAACCACAGAAGUGGACCUCAGUUUUGGAGGCCUCCAUGGACAGCUGGUGAAAAGGCAGGAUCCACCUAUUGAACGUGACCUGUAUUUAACCUUAGAGGACCUUUACCAUGGAUGCACCAAAAAGAUAAAGAUAUCCCGAAGUGUGAUGAAUGAAGAUGGUCAGACAACAAGCAUCAAAGACAAGGUUUUAACAAUCAUGGUGAAACCAGGCUGGAAGGAAGGUACAAGGAUUACAUUCCCUAAAGAGGGUAAUCAGGGGCUGAACAUCAUCCCAGCAGACAUCAUUUUCAUUGUUCGUCAAAAGCCCCACCCCCUGUUUGUCCGUCAAAAUAACAACUUGAUUUACACAGAAAACAUCUCAUUGAAGGAGGCAUUAACUGGGUUUUCAGUGGAUGUGGAGACACUAGAUGGCAAACUUCUCAAUAUUCCUGUCAAUGACAUUGUACACCCGGAGUACAGCAAGCUGGUGAUAGGAGAGGGAAUGCCUUUAUCCAGCAACCCAGCUGCACGUGGAGACCUGAUCAUCCAGUUUAAUACACAGUUCCCACAGAAUCUUUCUGCUGAGCAGAAACUGCCGAUUAAGAAAGCCCUCCACAUGUGA
Molecule: messenger RNA, 942 nt
Organism: Neoarius graeffei (lesser salmon catfish)
Lineage: Eukaryota; Metazoa; Chordata; Actinopteri; Siluriformes; Ariidae
Product: dnaJ homolog subfamily B member 13-like
Exons: 1
Coding region: 1-942 (313 amino acids)
Cellular component (GO): cytosol
Molecular function (GO): protein-folding chaperone binding
Source: RefSeq, a predicted model, not a curated record